This is a messenger RNA of Armigeres subalbatus, 3593 nucleotides long. RefSeq names its product neurotactin (gene Nrt). NCBI's taxonomy places the organism in Eukaryota, Metazoa, Arthropoda, Insecta, Diptera, Culicidae. The coding region runs from base 819 to 3392 and encodes 857 amino acids. The transcript is spliced from 5 exons. The record is from RefSeq and is a predicted model, not a curated record.
AUGUUUGAACGUUGUUUACUGAGGAACACGAUUCUCCCGCGGUGAAACUUGCUCGCUGUGCUGUGCUCUUCCCCAAAUAUAUCUUCCUGUCUGUAUAUGCUUCGACACUGUAGAGUGUGCACAGCGUGAGUGCAGUGGAGGAAAAACUUCGACGGCAAUCGCUAGAGAAGGGGUCUAAUUUUCGGGACGAGCGUCGCUUCCCUUUUUUUCGGGAUUUGGUGGCAAAGCCGGAGGAAUACUUAUGUUCUUAAGGAUUCCGCCGUUUUCGGCAAAUCGUGAGAACAGCUAGAUUUGUGUGUGUUUUAGAUGAAAGGGGGGUGAAAAGGGAGAAAAGGAUCUCUGGAUUGGUACAGUGAUGGAAAGUGUGCGUGUGUGAAAAAUCCGCUUGUUUCACAGUUUUCUUACGAUUUCGUUUUAAGAAUUCACCUUUUACGUGGAAAACCAGUAUUGAAUUGCUUUUACAUCUAUCACUGAUCAAUUACAAAGUGUGAUAAGAAGCAAAGUGAUUACCAUUCAAGUGAAUUUUGCUGAUACAGCUCGUUGUGAAGAAUAUUUUAUACUCCAUGCUGAACGAUUUGCGAAAAAGGUAGUGCGUAGUACGAUUCACCAUCUGGCACCAUUCGUUCAUUCGGAUACUUCCACUCGUAAGGGAUUACUCAGCACAAGAACCGAUUUUCCGGCCGAACCUCAACAAUUGUCUUCAAUAGUGGUUGUAACGGCUCUACGUGUGUCGAUUCCGUGCGUUUCCGAUACCGUGCACACGCACAGUCUUGAAAACUAAAAAGAUUUCACAAACCCGUUAGGAGUUAUCGAUAACAAUGGGUGAAACAGACGAGAAGGAUACUGCGCCGCCAACGGCACCAACGGAAAAGUCCACGACCGAAACGCCUGUUGUCUCCGAACCCCACCCAGAAUCGGAAGCUGAUCCGAAGGAAACCGAGAAGCUACUGGCCAACCGCGAGGAAAAAACCGAUGGCAAAGAAACGGAAAAACCAGCCGACGAUAAAAAGAAAAGCAGUGAAAACGUGAACGGUAACGAAGAGAUCAUCAACAUCCCGGAAGAGGCUUCAACCGAAACAGUCAAAGUGGAAGACGAGAAAGCCAAAGCGGACAAACCGAACAAGGUGCAGGCAGAAGAGCGGGAAGUCAAGCCGAAAAAAGUUCCAGCUGGGGCUUUCAAACUGCCAGGUUUCUUCAACAAGGGCAAAGCCAAGGAAGCCGACGGUGCCGAUAACGAACUACUGGAGAAACAAGAAGCCGAUAAGGACGCAAAGGCAGCGGAAGCUGAAGAAAAGCCCAAACGGGCGGGAUUUUUCGCAAACUUAAGGCUGCGCAAUCCCUUCGCAAAGAAACAAGCCGAACCGGUCCCAACCGAUGACACCAAGACAAAGCCCGACGAGGAAGAGAAUGAUGAAGUGACGGCUGAGGCCACUGACAAAAAGCCCGAAGAGGAAAAUGCAGUCGAAAAGAAGGAGGAAGAAGCGGAACAAGCACCUAAGAAAGGACUGUUGGAUGCACUAAAGGUUCCACUGGCCAGUAUAAUUCCGAAAAGGUUUAAAUCCGGAAACGGCGAAGGAGAAGAUGAUCUGGAACUUGGUAAGAGACCGAAGAAUCGCGCCGGCCUGGCAUCGAUGGAGACGCUUGAUGACUCACUGAAAGACACCGAAACGAAAGACACCGUAGAUAGCAAACCGGGUGCCAAUGGAACCGACUCAGAAGCGCUGGUAAAGCCCGAGGAAAAGAAAGACGCUGAGAAGGAUGAGGCCGACGAACCGACUCCGUCCAAGUAUCCCUGUUUUGAUCGCAUCCGGAAUUAUAGAUGCACAGUUGACGACAUUGCCAUCAUCACUGGAAUUGUUGUAUUCCUGCUCCUGCUCGCCUUAAUCAUUGCCUUCACAUUCAUCGGUAAAAGCGAACCAAUCACCGCUCCAGUUCGGGACGGAAAGUACAUCGAAACGGUAACGUCGUGUGGAAAAGUUGAAGGCGUGCUAGAGGAUGGCGCAUUUGCAUUCCGAGGAAUCCCAUACGCCAUACCGCCGGUAGGCCCGCUCCGUUGGAAAGCCGCUCAACCCAUCGACAAUAUUAACUACUGCUGGAAUGAAACGCUUAAGGCUCACAACGCUACACCGGUUUGCUGGCAGUUCUACGCUGACGGAAAGGUUGAUGGUGCCGAAGAUUGUCUCACUCUUGACGUAAUCACUCCCCAUGUCCGAUACGAUAAUCCACUGCCAGUGGUUGUACUGAUUGGAGCAGAAUCGUUCACCGGAGAUUCGCCAGGAAAGUUGCGUCCGUCCACGCGUUACGCUCGCGCUCGUGACGUGAUCUUCGUGCGUCCAAACUUCCGUAUGAACGUGUUCGGCUUCCUUGCUCUUGAACAACUCACAAAAUCGUCUCAUCCACCAACCUCGGGUAACUAUGGUCUCUCGGACGUGAUUGCGGCUCUCAAAUGGAUCCAGCUCAACAUCAUCCAUUUCGGUGGCAAUCCGGAAUCCGUCACCCUAUUCGGACAUCGUGCUGGUGGAACGAUCGUUGCCGCUCUAGCUUCAUCCAACAAGACCUCCAAACUGUUCGCCAGAUCUUGGAUUUCCUCGGCAGCCUCUAUCUAUCCUGGAAACCCUCUACCCGAGUCAGAGAAAGCUAACACUGCUUAUUUGGGUCGCAUCAAGUGUGAAGAUGCUGAAUGCCUUCGGGAUAAAGAAGAUGAAGACGUCCUCGAUGCUGUUCCUGACACAUGGAGAAGAAUCUUCCCAGACCUGCCGUCCGUUGAAGAGAACGCUACCGCAAAUCACGAAUGGCUCGUUUUGGACGGACACAUUCUCCAACAGCACCCGGCUGACGUAUGGAGCGCGGAAACUGGAAAGCUGAAGUACGUGAUCGGAACAACAUCUCACGAAAGUCACUCAGAUAAAUUGCAUCUGAAAUACACCGAAUGGACACCAGAACUGGUUACAAAACACGUCAAUGAGAGUAAAAUUGGCGAGCUCGGACUAACCGAGGAAGCCCUCAAGCGAUACAAUGCCACCUACCAAGGACUAGUUUCCAUGAUCUCUGACAUCCGAACGGUCUGUCCGUUAUUGACAAUCUCUCAGAAACUACUGACGUCUCAGUUCUACGUCGUAACGCAAACCGGCGGCGAGCUUGGUAUUGCCAACGUUGAUUCAGACGUCCAGGCUAUCCUCGGCCGUUAUGAGCCAAAAACGCCGGAACAGAGACGGUAUGUCUCCGCUAUUCAGCAGCUGUUCUACCACUACGUUUCGCACGGUGAGAUUAAAUCAGAACUCCGACGGAAACUGCUCGAUAUCGGGCAAGACGCACUGCCAACAUACAACAGUGAGAAUUGCGAUUUCUGGAUCAAAAACGACGUCGUUCCACGUUACGCGCGGCUAGACUAAGUUAUGACAAACGUGUAGUGAGUUGUUCUAAACGGGCGUAACGCCCAACAGAACCAGUUAUUUAAUGUAUCGCUCCCUGUAUCUCGUUUUUAUUUUCGAACUGCAUCAUAGAGCGGGACCAUUGCAUGGAAACCAUAGACCCAGGCCAAAUACUGGACUGUUUUUGCUGCUUCCUGCGUGAAGGAAAGCUUUUGAUACGAA